Molecule: messenger RNA, 1114 nt
Organism: Acomys russatus (golden spiny mouse)
Lineage: Eukaryota; Metazoa; Chordata; Mammalia; Rodentia; Muridae
Gene: Stum
Product: stum, mechanosensory transduction mediator homolog
Exons: 3
Coding region: 164-574 (136 amino acids)
Source: RefSeq, a predicted model, not a curated record
GCGUGGAGCGCUGGAGGGCGGGCUUCUCCGCCAGCCUCGCAGCUCCCGGAGCGCGCUGGCCUCCUGAGCGGGGUGCAGAGCGAGCACUCCGGAACCCGUAGCUGGCCGUCGCUUGCCCUCCUGCCCUGGGAGGCUGCCGGGUUCCUGGAGAGCGCAUCCAGCCAUGGAGCCUUUGCACAAAGACGCCGAGACGGCAGCGGCGGCAGUAGCAGCCGCAGAUCCCCGGGGGGCGUCGUCGUCUAGCGGGGUGGUCGUGCAGGUUCGCGAGAAGAAGGGCCCCCUGCGCGCCGCCAUCCCCUACAUGCCCUUCCCUGUGGCUGUCAUCUGUCUCUUCCUCAACACUUUCGUGCCAGGAUUGGGUACAUUCGUCUCGGCCUUCACCGUGCUGUGCGGGGCACGCACUGACCUCCCAGACAGGCAUGUGUGCUGCGUCUUCUGGCUGAAUAUCGCUGCGGCUCUCAUUCAGGUGCUCACGGCCAUAGUUAUGGUGGGCUGGAUCAUGAGCAUCUUCUGGGGCAUGGACAUGGUCAUCCUCGCCAGGUACAAGGAUCAGGGUAUCCCACAGCAACUGUGAGCCUACAGGACCUGCGGGGCAAGUCCAGGGUCCCAUCAGGGCCGUACCAGGUGGCUCCGGGGACAAGGACCUCCACAUGUUCUCUUUUGCCAUUUCUCAGAUUGGAGUGGAAAGGGAGUAUUUAAAAAAUAUAUUAUUUAUUUAGAAAAACACACCUGCUCCUCUCAGCAGGCUCCAUGGCCAACUUCUCUCCCUGUUCCAGAGGUGCAUGGGAGGAACAGGCCCAGAACGUCAGGACUGGGCUAGAGGCGGGAUAUUGAUCAAGUGCUAGGGAUGCCGGGUGUGCUUAGCCAACUGCCCACUGAACAGGCACCUAGGCCUGUCAGGCUGGGCUGCUGUAGGCCCUGUGCUGGUGAUCAGGCACUCUCCCAGGCAUCAGGACUUCAUGGACCACUUCCUCUCGGUCCUCACCCCCUGCUCAACCAUGUGGCUCCCUGUAUCUGCUCUGCACUCUCCCAGGGGGCAGGACCAGGGUGGGGAUUGCGAGGUGGCCAGGUGAUAGCCCAGUGUGGAAAGGUACUUGGGUCCCCACAGGUGUCU